Molecule: messenger RNA, 830 nt
Organism: Nilaparvata lugens (brown planthopper)
Lineage: Eukaryota; Metazoa; Arthropoda; Insecta; Hemiptera; Delphacidae
Product: carbamoyl-phosphate synthase large chain, C-terminal section-like
Biological process (GO): L-glutamine metabolic process
Cellular component (GO): cytoplasm
Molecular function (GO): ATP binding; metal ion binding
Source: RefSeq, a predicted model, not a curated record
CCGAAAAUGCCGACCAGGCUUCGGCUUUGGCCGAUGUGCUGGAUUUCCCGUUAUUGGUUCGUCCUUCGUAUGUAUUGGGCGGACAGGGAAUGAAAAUCGUUAUCAACAAACAGGAAUUGGAGGAGCAUGUAAUCGAUUUGCUGAAGAAUAUUCCGGGAAAUAAAUUAUUAUGGGCAUUUUUAGAUGGCGCGAUUGAAGCUGAAGCGGAUGCGAUUUGCGACGGAAAUGUAUACAUCAUCGGAAUCAUGGAGCAUAUCGAACCGUGUGGCGUACACUCGGGAGAUUCAAAUGCGACGCUGCCGCCGUUCAAUUUGGGCGAAUUUGUGAUGCAGCAAAUCAAAGAUCAUACGAAAAAAAUUGCGUUAGCCCUGCGAACCGUCGGUUUGAUCAACAUCCAGUUUGCCAUCAAAGACGAUAUCGUAUACAUCAUUGAAGCCAAUCCGAGAGCUUCGAGAACCGUACCGUUCAUUGCCACAGCGUAUGGCGAACCUUAUGGAAUUACGCGACCAAAGUCAUGCUGGCAACCUGCCGAUUGUCAUCAUCACAACCGAUACCAAUCCGAAUACCAAUCGCCUUAUGAAAUUGUUGACAGCCCGGAUGUCUAUGGCACGAUGAAAAUCAUCAAACAUCCUGAUGGUUCCCGCAAUUACGUUACCGAUCAAAAACUGCCGGCAUUUUUGAAUUACAACGGCCGUUUAGCGAUACAAAUCCGUGGUCUUCUCUCAGGAUUUACCCAAAAAGGCUAUAAGGUUACGACAGUUAUGGCCGAUAAUGUAACCAAUAACAAUGUGAGCUUACUGGGAAUGCCUUCUGAGAACGACUGGUUUUGA